Messenger RNA from Penicillium chermesinum, 1812 nucleotides. Its product is annotated as putative GTPase NOG1. Gene Ontology annotation, cellular component: nucleolus. The record is from RefSeq and is a predicted model, not a curated record. The transcript is spliced from 8 exons. Gene Ontology annotation, biological process: ribosomal large subunit biogenesis. Lineage: Eukaryota; Fungi; Ascomycota; Eurotiomycetes; Eurotiales; Aspergillaceae. Gene Ontology annotation, molecular function: GTPase activity; GTP binding; RNA binding. Bases 1 to 1812 code for a protein of 603 amino acids.
AUGAAGACCACUUGGAAGGAUAUUGCGCCUGUGCCCAGCAGCUCGGAAUUCUUGGAUAUCGUCCUCAGCCGGACUCAGCGCCAGCUGCCCACCCAAAUCCGGGCUGGGUUCAAGAUCAGCCGUAUUAGAGGUUUCUAUACUCGUAAGGUCAAAUACACCCAAGAGACCUUUUGCGAAAAGUUCCAAGCCAUUCUCGAUGGAUUCCCUCGAUUGCAAGAUAUUCAUCCCUUCCACAAGGAUUUGAUGAACACUCUUUACGAUGCCGAUCAUUUUCGUAUCGCGCUUGGACAAGUUAGCACGGCAAAGCACCUGAUCGAGACUGUCAGCCGUGACUACGUCCGUUUGAUUAAAUACGCACAGUCGCUCUUCCAAUGCAAGCAACUGAAGCGCGCCGCCCUCGGUCGCAUGGCGACCAUCUGCCGUCGCCUGAAAGACCCCCUUGUCUACCUUGAGCAGGUUCGUCAGCAUUUGGGCCGUCUCCCUUCCAUCGACCCCAACACCCGAACCCUCUUGAUUUGUGGAUACCCCAACGUCGGCAAGUCCAGCUUCUUGCGCAGCAUUACCCGUGCAGAUGUCGAUGUCCAGCCUUACGCUUUCACCACCAAGUCCCUGUUCGAGAUGAACACUAUCGAAAUGCAGUCCAUCACUGCCGUUGCUCACUUGCGUUCCGCUAUUCUGUACUUCAUGGAUCUGUCUGAGCAGUGUGGAUAUUCUGUCACCGACCAGAUCAAGCUUUUCCACAGCAUCAAGCCUCUCUUCGCCAACAAGAUUGUGUACCUCGUUGUUAACAAGAUCGAUGUCCGCCGCCCAGAGGACCUGGACCCCGAGCAGCAGCAGGCGAUCCAAGAAAUCCUCAAGUCGGGCGACGUGGAGAUGCUCCAGGUUUCUUGCACCACCACCGAGGGUGUGACCGCCGUCAAGAAUGCUGCCUGUGACAAGCUUCUUGCGGAGCGAGUGUCACAGAAACUCAAGUCGGGUACUGCGUCCGCGACCCCCGGUGGUCGUCUGGGCGAUGUCCUCGCUCGGAUCCACGUGGCCCAGCCCAUGGGCGGUGUGCGGGAGACUCAUAUCCCUGAGGCUGUUAAGAACCUGAAGAAAUACGACAAGAACGACCCCAACCGACGAGAGCUCGAGACCGACCGUGAGCAGGCUGAAGGCGGUGCCGGUGUCUACUCCUUCCCGAUGCAGCGUGACUACACGCUGGCCGAUCCGGAGUGGAAAUACGACAAGAUCCCCGAAGUCUGGAACGGCAAGAACAUCUACGACUUCGUGGACCCGGACAUCGAGACCAAGCUUGCUGCUCUGGAGGAAGAAGAGGAGAAGCUGGAGGCCGAUGGCUACUAUGACUCGGACGAGAGUGUGGAGGAUGCCGAGGAUGCCGACAUUCGCAUGAAGGCCGACCUCAUCCGGGAGAAGCGGGUGCUGCUCCGCAACGAGGCCAAGAUGCGCAAGUCCCUCAAGAACCGGGCACAAAUCCCCCGUAGCGCCAAGGCCAAGAAGCUGUCCGAGAUGCAGCGCGGCUUGGACUCGGCCGGGUACGAUGUGGAUGCUGCUGGCUCGCGGGCCCGCUCCCAGAGCCAGGCGAUCGCUCGCGCCAAGAGCCGUGCCCGCAGCCAGGCUGCUACUGAUCGUCGUAAUGAUGGUGUUGUGGACGAGACUAACCGUAGCAAGGCGGAGCGUCUCUUCAAGCUCGGCCAGAAGCAGAUGAACCGCAUGGCUCGUGCGGGCGAAGCUGAUCGUCACACCACCGCCGCGCUUCCCAAGCACUUGUUCUCCGGAAAGCGUGGUAUGGGCAAGACCCAGCGCCGUUAA